AUUGUAUAAAAAUGUCUAUGAUAGGCUUAUUUGGAGUCUUCAUAGCAUUCAUUUUCUUCCUUAUAUUCCAAUGUUUCUUUCUUUGCAAGAAAUCUCACAAUGUGCUUUUGCUAAAGAACUGGCCUUUCCUCGGGAUGCUUCCCGGAAUGCUCUUCAAUAUCCCUCGAAUUUUUGACUGGAUUUCUGAGGUUCAUGAGGCCAACGAUCUGACAUUCACUUUCAAAGGGCCUUGGUUUAGUGGAACAGACAUGUUGUUCACUGUUGAUCCGAGGAAUAUCAAUCACAUGCUCAGCUCAAACUUUGCGAAAUCUAAAGGACCAGAAUUCAAGAAGAUCUUUGAUAUCUUGGGAGAUGGAAUCGUAACCGCUGAUAUGGAGUUAUGGGAGGAUCUGAGGAAGUCGGGUCACGCCUUAUUUCACCAUCAAAACUUCCUGAAGCUCUCAGUAAGUUGCACUACAAGUAAGUUAAAAGAUGUUCUUGUUCCAUUUCUUGAUAAAGCUGCUGAGGAAAACAUUGUCAUAGACUUACAAGAUGUGUUCCAGAGAUUCAUGUACGAUACUGCCUCCAUUUUGAUGACUGGUUAUGAUCAAAUGUCUCUAUCCACUGAAAUUCCCGGAUAUGAGUUUGGUGAAGCUGCCGACUUCUCUGAAGAAGCUAUCUUCUAUAGACAUCUCAUUGGUGUUGGAAUUGAGAGGAAGAUACGAAGUGCUUCGGAGAUUUUCAACAUUUUGUUUGGGAAGAUCAUAUCUUCAAGAAGAAAAGAAGAGAUAAGUCGCGGGAAAAAAGAGCCACGAAUUGACGCAGUAACAUAUUAUAUGAACGUGGACACGACCAAAUAUAAGCUCUUGAAGCCGGGUAAUGAUACAUUUAUAAGAGAUGUUGUUUUGAGUCUAUUGUUGGCAGGAAGGGACACCACAAGCUCAGCUCUCACUUGGUUCUUCUGGCUUCUUUCUAAGCAUCCUCAAGUUAUGACCAAGAUCCGACAAGAGAUCAACACAAACUUUGAUCCCACAGACCUAGAGAAGCUCGUGUAUCUACACGCUGCAUUGUUGGAAUCAAUGAGACUUUACCCACCGGUUCCCUUCAACCACAAGUCUCCUUCAAAGUCAGAUGUGCUUCCAAGCGGGCACAGAGUUGAAGUAGAAUCAAAGAUUGUGAUCUGUAUCUAUGCAUUGGGUAGAAUGAGAUCUGUAUGGGGAGAAGACGCAUCAGAAUUUAAACCAGAGAGAUGGAUUUCAGAGAAUGGAGGGCUCAAACGUGAACCUUCAUCAAAGUACUUGGUUUUUAAUGCUGGUCCAAGAACUUGCUUGGGUAAACAUUUAGCUCUUUUGCAGAUGAAGAUGGUAGCUAUGGAGAUCAUACAAAAGUAUGAUUUCAAGGUCGUUGAAGGUCAAAAGAUAGAACCUGUCCCCUCUAUCAUACUCCGAAAGAAACAUGGUCUUAAAGUUACAGUCACGAAGAAUAUAUGA
Molecule: messenger RNA, 1469 nt
Organism: Brassica oleracea var. oleracea
Lineage: Eukaryota; Viridiplantae; Streptophyta; Magnoliopsida; Brassicales; Brassicaceae
Product: alkane hydroxylase MAH1-like
Exons: 3
Coding region: 12-1469 (485 amino acids)
Molecular function (GO): monooxygenase activity; iron ion binding; heme binding
Source: RefSeq, a predicted model, not a curated record